Messenger RNA from Tachysurus fulvidraco (yellow catfish), 1806 nucleotides. RefSeq names its product integrin alpha FG-GAP repeat containing 1 (gene itfg1). The transcript is spliced from 12 exons. The record is from RefSeq and is a predicted model, not a curated record. Bases 18 to 1244 code for a protein of 408 amino acids. NCBI's taxonomy places the organism in Eukaryota, Metazoa, Chordata, Actinopteri, Siluriformes, Bagridae. Gene Ontology annotation, cellular component: plasma membrane.
CCUUUGUUCAGGUUUUCAUGAUGUGUUUGUGUCUGAUUUGGGUUUGUUUCUUUUCCCUGACAGAUUUGUUUCUCAGCACAGGAUCGAAUUCAGGAUACGGGUUUGAGACUUGGAUCAAUACGGAUGGAAACUUCACCAGGAACUACACGGCGAAGGCACCAGAGAACAUCAAACAAGUGGGCCAGUCUGCGUUCGUCGAUUUCGAUGGAGACGGCUCUCAGGAUCACCUCCUGCCUGUCUGCAUGGACCAAGCAUGUACGAAGAGCGCCAUUUACCUGGCCAAGCCUGGCCAUCCUGAGUGGGUUCCAGUGCUGACAGAUUUCCAGAGGAAGGACUCACUGUGGGGUUUUGUUCCUCCCCCUGACGCGCCCCAGCCAGGGGAGUUUCAUCCCUUCAUCACGUUACACCUGGGCGACUACAACCUGGACGGCUUCCCUGACGCUCUCGUCAUCCUGAAAAACACCAGCAACAGUGCUCAGCAGCAGGCGUUUCUCCUGGAGAACGUGCCGUGUAAUAACGUGAGCUGUAAAGAAGCAGGACGCAUGUUCCGCGUGCACUGGGACCAGUCGGACCUGAACGCCAUCCCCAAAGCCGCCGUUGCCACGUUCUUCGACAUCUAUGAGGAUGGAAUUUUGGACAUGAUCGUGCUGAGUCACACAGAGGGGAAGAAGGAGCUCACCAUCCACGCCCUGAAGAACAACUUUGAGGCUGACGCUUAUUUUGUCAAAGUGAUCGUACUCAGCGGGCUGUGCUCUAACGACUGUCCUGACAAAGUGAAGCCAUUCGGUGUGAAUCAGCCCGGUCCGUAUGUCAUGUACACGUCAGUGGACUCUAACGGCUACCUGAAGAACGCCUCUGCGGGUCAACUCAGUCAGUCAGCACAUCUGUCUCUCCAGCUCCCCUACACCGUCCUGGGCCUCGGCCGCAGUGCCAACUUCCUGGACCACCUUUUCGUCGGCAUUCCCCGCCCCCCCGGGGUCAAGGACAUGAGGAAGCAGGAAUGGACUGCCAUCAUCCCCAACUCUCAGCUCAUUGUCAUUCCUUAUCCAAACAGUGACCCUCGCAGUUGGAGUGCUAAACUCUAUCUGACUCCCAGUAAUAUCGUGUUGCUGACGGCCGUGGCACUGAUCGGAGUAUGUGUUUUUAUCCUGAUAAUCAUCGGAGUGCUGCACUGGCAGGAGAAGAAAGCAGACGACCGUGAGAAGAGACAAGAAGCUCAUCGCUUCCACUUUGACGCCAUGUGAGGAACCGGAUUGCAUCAAGGGAAAAAAAAUUCAGUCUUCAUUAUUCAUCUCACUGGAUCGUUUGUUUAUUUAUUAAUUUAUUCGACGUUUUUUUUUCCCCACCGGCGAUGAUUUUUAUCUGUUUAUCUUCCGAAUGUUAUUGAACUCGUGUGAUUUUGGGAAAUGUUGCCGUUCUGAAUCAUUCGUGAUUUUUUAUUUUUUCCUCUCGUGUUCGCGUGUGACGGACGAUUACUUGAACAUCACUGUACGUGCUUAUAGACGAAGAUUUCCACAAAAAGCAAAGGAAUGUUUCAGUGCCAUUUUAUUCGUCCUUUUGGCAUAAAGUGUUAUGUUAAAUGUGUUUUUUUUUUGUUUGUUUGUUUGUUUUUUUGUUUUUUUCUGACAUCGCAAAAGGGAAAAAUGUCUCUCUUGGACAAAAGAAAAAUCCCAGGGUCCAGUUGUGAGAGAUCAGUCUUUAUUUUUCACAUUUGUUUUAACUCGCAUUAAAAGAAUAACCGCAUCAGUCAUAUUCCUCUGGUCUGCUUUUCAAUAUCUAGGAAUAAAACUCAACAUUUUUUCCUUC